Molecule: messenger RNA, 1408 nt
Organism: Helianthus annuus (common sunflower)
Lineage: Eukaryota; Viridiplantae; Streptophyta; Magnoliopsida; Asterales; Asteraceae
Product: exonuclease DPD1, chloroplastic/mitochondrial
Exons: 4
Coding region: 192-1202 (336 amino acids)
Biological process (GO): DNA catabolic process
Cellular component (GO): cytoplasm
Molecular function (GO): 3'-5'-DNA exonuclease activity; nucleic acid binding
Source: RefSeq, a predicted model, not a curated record
UUUGAGAAUAGACAGUUUUACACACUUGUUUCAUUCUUCCCAUUUCUUCACGCUUUCUUUCUUGAAUUCGUUUUCUCACAUUCCAAUUUUAUUUAAUUUAUUACAUGAAUACGCUUUUGCAUUUCGAAUCUCCUUCAUCAGGUUAAACCAAUUGAUUAUUCAGUUGUAUAUUUUCAAUAGUCUGAAUUCAAAUGAGAGCAGCAAUGUGCUUUACACAUUUUCAGCUUCCAAGAUGCCAAAUUCACACCCUUUGUGGUUCUUGGUGGAAAAAGGUUAAUACUUUAACCAAAAGUCAAGAAAAGAUUGCCACUUUUCGGUUACUCGGUCCCGAUAUUUAUGCCCUUCAAGGCGGGAACGGGAACAAUGGAAGAUGGACCCGGAAAUCUGUAUCUACAAACGCGGAAGGGAAGAACGUGUUAAGCAGAAAAACAACGAGCAUUAGCCAACAAAUAACCGAUGUGUCAAGCCUAACACAUAGUAGUUUAAAUACUGGUAGGGUAGAAAUUGGUGAGUGUAAAAGUGUUUAUAUAGAACCAAAGAUAUGUGAAAACAAAGAUGUGUCGAAGCGCGUAACGGUUAUUGUCUUUGAUAUUGAGACGACUGGUUUUAAAAGGGAUGCAGAUCGAAUCAUUGAGAUUGCGUUGCGAGAUCUUAGUGGGGGGGUUGAUAGUACUUUUCAGACACUUGUAAAUCCGGAUAUGCUUGUGAUGAAUUCAGACAUCCAUGGAAUUUCAUCGAGUAUGGUCAAGUCAACUGCGGUCCCAAGGAUGAGAGAGUUGAUACCCAUAUUGCUACAGUAUGUCAGAAGCCGACAAAAACCUGGUGGUCAAACAUUAUUUGUUGCUCACAACGCUAAAACAUUUGACGUCCCUUUCUUGAUGAAUGAAUUCAAGCGCUGCUCCUAUGAAAUCCCAUCAGAUUGGCAUUUUAUGGAUUCAAUGUCUCCAGCACGUGAGCUAAAGAAUCUAAAGAUACCCGAAGGAAUGACUCGUGUUUCAAGGUCACUUCAAGCCCUUAGGGAGCAUUAUAAAAUCCCGCUAACGGGUAACGCUCACAGAGCCAUGGCAGAUGCAAAUGUUCUUGCGUUGGUUUUACAGAAGAUGACCCGCGACCUGAAACUCACGAUUCCUUGUCUUCUUGAUAAUUAUUCAUUUACAGCUUCUGAUAUAAUUAAUAAUGCAAAGAAGAAGAAUUCAAGAUAAGUUGUUAUUUGGUUUUUACAUCUUUGGGUUUCAACUUUCAAGUAGUGUUGUAAUUGUAAUUGAUUCACUAAUCAAAGAAAUAUUUGGUUAUAAUUUAUCCAUCUUCUGGUAUGUUGAAAUUAUAGUAUCUUUACCUUUUUUUUACUGGCUUCUUGCACAUGACUUGUAAAACCAGAUAUUCAAGAUAAGUCUAUGUAUGUUUGUAA